This is a messenger RNA of Meloidogyne enterolobii, 1384 nucleotides long. Lineage: Eukaryota; Metazoa; Nematoda; Chromadorea; Rhabditida; Meloidogynidae. The record is from the annotation of a GenBank genome assembly.
AUGAGGGAUGUAAAGCAACCCGUUUCGUCGACGAACCUAGUUGUUUAUCGCAUAUGCCGUGUAGGAUUUGGGAUUAUCUGUAGCCCCGCGAUCCUUGCAGUGGUUAUUCGCCAUCACCUGGCCAAAAAUGAUAAAUUGGAAAUGGCUAACAACCUCUAUGUCGAUAAUUUACUGUUGGAAUGUGAAACCCUAGAAGAGGCAGACGCGAAAUGUACAGAAGCUAAAGAAAUAUUCGCCAGGGCAAAAAUGAACCUAAGAGAAUUUAUUUCUCAUUCACCGCAAGUUAUGAACUCAGUUGCGAGCGAUGACCGUUUAAAGGUAGAGCAGUACGCCAAGGUGUUGGGAAUGAAAUGGCAGCUCGAGUCUGAUGGCAUACACUUCGAAUUUCCAGGACUGAAAGGAAACGUGCCAUCUCGUCGUUCAAUUUUGAGUGUUUUGGCAAGUGUUUAUGAUCCGAUGGGAUUGGUUUCUCCGUGUCUUCUACCUGCGAAAUGCCUCUUUCAAGACUCUUGGAAUAACGCUAAAGACUGGGACGACGUGUUGCCGGUCUCUAUUGCCACCAAAUGGAAAGCUAUUUUAACUGAUUGGGACCAAAAGAGCAUCGAUGUACCAAGAAAGAUUAUUGUAGAGACGGGGGCUCGUUUGGAACUGCAUACUUUCGUGGACGCUUCGAAUUUGUCUUUUGCCGCUGCCGUUUAUCUGAAAAGCCAUAUUGACGAAAAAUCCAUGACCAGCCUAAUCUUUUCAAAAAAUCGCCUGAAACCGCUUAAAGGAGGGAAGACGCUCACUAUUCCUCGCAUGGAACUUUUGGCAAUUCUUAUUGGUGUGAGAGCAAUGGAAUUUGCGAAAAAUGAGUUAAAACGUGAAAUUGCUGGUUUCCACCUCUGGAGUGAUAGCCAAAUAGCGCUCUCUUGGAUUAACACAACUGAAACACAACCAAUAUUUGUGGAGCGACGAUUGGGAGAAAUAAGGCGGCACGAACAUGUGCUUUUCCAUUAUGUGCGGACCGACCAGAACCCAGCGGACAUCGCAACUAGGGGGAUGAGUCCAAUUGUACUGCGUGAUACUAACCUUUGGUGGGAAGGACCCGAGUGGCUUAAACGCUCUUCCAAUAAAUGGCCAGCUGAAAAGGAAUUUCAUGUCAAUAAAAGGGAAAUACAAGAAAUCGAUUUGCAGGAACAAAAGGAAGAGGAAACGCGAGUCUAUCUGAUUUGGAACCUGGAAGCGUUUAACACGAGUAACUGCGUUUGUGAUGCGUUUUAUUAAAAAAGUGAGGCCUAAUUUUUCUGCUAUUUCUGUCGAUGGACCUUUUACCGCCGACGAUUUUAAAACUGUUGAAACCUUAUUAAUAAAGAAUGACCAAAGGGUUUAUCUUGAAGAUUGU